Molecule: messenger RNA, 2231 nt
Organism: Physeter macrocephalus (sperm whale)
Lineage: Eukaryota; Metazoa; Chordata; Mammalia; Artiodactyla; Physeteridae
Gene: KCNS2
Product: potassium voltage-gated channel modifier subfamily S member 2
Exons: 1
Coding region: 1-1434 (477 amino acids)
Biological process (GO): potassium ion transmembrane transport; protein homooligomerization; regulation of delayed rectifier potassium channel activity
Cellular component (GO): voltage-gated potassium channel complex; membrane
Molecular function (GO): voltage-gated potassium channel activity; protein binding
Source: RefSeq, a predicted model, not a curated record
AUGACUGGCCAGAGCCUGUGGGACCUGUCGGAGGCCAACGUCGAGGACGGAGAGAUCCGCAUCAACGUAGGCGGCUUCAAGAAGCGGCUGCGCUCGCACACGCUGCUGCGCUUCCCCGAGACGCGCCUGGGCCGCCUGCUGCUCUGCCACUCGCGCGAGGCCAUUCUGGAGCUCUGCGACGACUAUGACGAUGUCCAGCGUGAGUUCUACUUUGACCGCAACCCCCAGCUCUUCCCCUACGUGCUACAUUUCUACCACACCGGCAAGCUUCAUGUCAUGGCGGAGCUGUGCGUCUUCUCCUUCAGCCAGGAGAUCGAGUACUGGGGCAUCAACGAGUUCUUCAUCGACUCCUGCUGCAGCUACAGCUACCACGGCCGCAAAGUGGAGCCCGAACAGGAGAAGUGGGACGAGCAGAGCGACCAGGAGAGCACCACGUCCUCCUUCGAUGAGAUCCUGGCCUUCUACAACGAUGCAUCCAAGUUCGAUGGGCAGCCCCUGGGCAACUUCCGCAGACAGCUGUGGCUGGCGCUGGACAACCCCGGCUACUCGGUCCUGAGCAGGGUCUUCAGCGUCCUGUCCAUCCUCGUGGUGUUGGGGUCCAUCAUCACCAUGUGUCUCAAUAGCCUGCCGGACUUCCAAAUCCCUGACAGCCAGGGCAACCCGGGUGAGGACCCCAGGUUCGAAAUCGUGGAGCACUUUGGCAUCGCCUGGUUCACAUUUGAGCUGAUGGCCAGGUUUGCUGUGACCCCUGACUUCCUCAAGUUUUUCAAGAAUGCCCUAAACCUUAUCGACCUCAUGUCCAUCGUCCCCUUUUACAUCACUCUGGUGGUAAACCUGGUUGUGGAGAGCACACCUGCCUUGGCCAACCUGGGCAGGGUGGCCCAGGUCCUCAGGCUGAUGCGGAUUUUCCGCAUCUUAAAGCUGGCCAGACACUCCACUGGCCUCCGCUCCCUGGGGGCCACGCUUAAAUACAGCUACAAAGAAGUAGGGCUGCUUUUGCUCUACCUCUCUGUGGGGAUUUCCAUCUUCUCCGUAGUGGCCUACACUAUCGAAAAGGAGGAGAAUGAGGGCCUGGCCACCAUCCCCGCGUGCUGGUGGUGGGCCACCGUCAGCAUGACCACUGUAGGGUAUGGGGAUGUGGUCCCCGGGACCACGGCCGGGAGGCUGACUGCCUCUGCCUGCAUCUUGGCGGGCAUUCUAGUGGUGGUGCUGCCCAUCACCUUGAUCUUCAAUAAGUUCUCCCACUUUUAUCGGCGCCAGAAGCAACUCGAGAGUGCCAUGCGCAGCUGUGAUUUUGGGGAUGGAAUGAAGGAGGUCCCUUCCGUCAAUUUAAGGGACUACUACGCCCAUAAAGUGAAAUCCCUCAUGGCGAGCCUGACGAACAUGAGCAGGAGCUCGCCAAGCGAACUAAGUUUAAAUGAUUCCCUGCAUUAGCUGCGAGGGCUUGACAUCCUCAAACCCCCAUUGCUGAGCUGUUUCUUGUGCCCCUGGCACAGUCCAGGCACAUUAGGGUUAUGGUGUAAGGAGUACGCCCAGCCCCAAAGGGGAGAGAUGCAUGGGAUACGCACCCCAGGUUGCUCUUGCAGUAUUUAGGAUCACUUUUAGAGGGUGGUGUGUCUGACACCAUGCCUUCGCACCUUUCAGUGAAAUGACACUCACUGGUCUUUGCAUCGUGGGCAUAAGAUGUUCACCUUUCUGCCGGAUGAGUACCACCUAGAAUGCUAAUUUCUCUGUCCACUGUGUUCUCUAUUGUAGUGCUUGUGGCCCAGUACUGUCUCAGUUGUUUGUGCUCCUGUUUCUGAGGUUGUCGUGCGAGUUCUGUACAAAAAGCCCCCACAGAUAUGUCCAGUGGAAACACAUCUAUGGGGUCAGCAAGGAUAUGAUGAGGUUUUGCUCACAGCCAUGUAGACACAAAAUCUCAAUUCUUUAUCCAUUGCUUUCAUUUAGUUCUAAUACCAAAACAAAGGGAAUGUGAAGUUAAGUACACAUGACUGAUGCAAGUCUGUGAGUUGUUUUUGUCACUCUGUAGCCCUGUGGCUUGCAUGGGUACCCUGCUCACUUUUAGAAUGAUGUACACUGAUGUUCAUCUCUUAAAUGUUGCUCUUUAGAGAAUGUUAUUUUGUUAAUCAUGUAGUGAAGAUUGAAAUUUUUACCAAGAACAGAUGCGUUAGGGACAGGGGCUUCAGCUAAACAUAGGCCAAAUCACAGGAUGCUUGAAGACCUUUCAAAGU